AUGGGACGCACGUGUAAUCUGGUGCGUCUCGCCGGCUUUGCCCUGGUUACUGGGAUUGCUUCCGGUGGAUGCCCGUUCCUUUCAGGUCAAGAGGACCAGCAGCAACUUGGCAACCACAUCGGUGGGGAACGCCUCCUCUCCACCGACAGCGGUUAUGAAGAAGGCGCCGACUACUCCCGAGAGACAUAUGAAGCCAUCAAGGCCGACAUCUUGGCUGUGUUCGUCGACUCCAAGGACUUCUGGCCGGCCGAUUUCGGCAACUAUGCCCCUUUGAUGAUUCGCCUUGCUUGGCACUGCGCCGGAAGCUACCGCAAUUCCGACGGGCGAGGGGGCUGCGAUGGCGGUAGGAUCCGCUUCUUCCCGGAGCACGGCUGGGCUGACAACACCAACCUGGACAAGGCCCUGACCCUGCUGACGCCCAUCAAGCUCAAGCACGGCGACGCGAUCUCGUGGGGUGACCUCAUCACGCUCACGGGAGACAUGGCCAUCUCGAGCAUGGGGGGUCCCAUCCUGGGAUUCUGCGCUGGUAGGCAGGAUGACUCCUCCGGCUACGACAGUCUCGAACUCGGCCCGACUGAGGAGCAGGAGGCGACUGCUCCUUGCGCCGUGAACGGAACGUGCGAGGUUCCUCUUGGAACCAGCACGGUGGGGCUCAUCUACGUCAACCCAGGCGGGCCGAUGGGUGUCCCUGAGCCUACGGAAAGUGCACCCCAGAUCCGUGAAGUUUUCGCGCGGAUGGGUAUGAACGACACCGAGACCGUGGCUCUCAUCGGCGGAGGGCACGCGUUCGGAAAGGUUCACGGGGCAUGCCCUACCGGUCCUGGCGCGGACCCCAUCGACGCCCCCGAAGACCCCUGGCCGGGAACGUGCGGGGACCCCGAUUCCGACACCUUCGGGAAAGGCGAUAACACCUUCACCUCAGGCUUUGAGGGAGCAUGGACUGAGGAGCCCACGGUAUGGGACAACCAUUACUUCAUCGACCUCCUCGAGUAUGAUUGGAUUCAAGACGAGAGCCCCGCCGGCAACAUCCAGUGGAUUCCCGUGCUGAAAGAAGACGCCACUGAAACUGACGUUCCCGACAUUAUCAUGCUAACUUCGGACGUCGCCCUGUUGAUGGACACCGAGUACCUCGCUAUCGUGGAAGAGUUCGCCUCCAACCAAGAAGCCCUGGAUGUCGCCUUCUCCAACGCCUGGUACAAACUCGUCACUCGCGACAUGGGCCCGUACACGCGUUGCGUCGGGACCGACGUCCCUCCCCCGCAAGAUUUCCAACUCCCGCUCCCCGACAAGCCGACGGACCUCCCGAGUUCCACGGAGGCCAAGCGAGCGAUCGGCCGAAUCCUGGAGGCGGAUUCAACGUACGCGUCCCUGCUCGUGACCCUGGCCUACCAGUGCGCGUCUACCUUCCGGUCUACGGACUACAUGGGGGGCUGUAACGGUGCCAGGAUCAGGUUCCCGCCUCAGAGCGAGUGGGCUAGCAACGCGGGCUUGAGCACGCCCUGGGAGAUGGAGAUUGAUCGCUUUGGAUACAUCCAAAGGCGCUAG
This is a messenger RNA of Ectocarpus siliculosus, 1545 nucleotides long. The record is from the annotation of a GenBank genome assembly. NCBI's taxonomy places the organism in Eukaryota, Phaeophyceae, Ectocarpales, Ectocarpaceae.